AUGAAAAUAAAUAGAGAUAAAUAAUUGAAUGAAAUGAGAUCCAAAAUUAAGUAAUCUCUAUUUACUAAAAAAGAAAUAAUAAACAAAAAUAUAGAUAAUGCUAGAAUUGUUAAAAGAUCAACAAGCAAUACUUAAUUAAAUAUUUAAUCCUAAGCUAAAGCAGACUAAAAAUAAAAGCCUUUUAUUUAGAAUCGUUUUCAUGAUUUAUACUAAAUUGGUUCCAUCAUCGGUUAAGGCUCAAAUGGAAUUGUUAAAGUUUGUUAUAAAAAAACUUAGUCAAGCAAACUUUUGAAUUUUGGCCAUAUUCCAACAAAAUAUGCAGUAAAAAUUAUACCCAAUGCUGAUGAUCCUGAAUUAAUAAACACUAUUACUUAGACAUUCAAUAUAAACAGAGAAUUGAAUAGCUUAUCAUAGAUUAUUUAAGUUUUUGAUUUAUUUAUAGAUGAAAAUGAAAAAGUUGCAUAUUUGGUAAUGGAAUAUUGUGAAUGGAAGAGUUUAGAAUACUAUGUUCAAAAAAAUUAAUUGACAAUUAAAUAAAUUAGAGAAAUUAUAAGAAGUUUAGCAAUUUCUUUAAAAUCUAUACAUAAUAAAGGAAUUUGUCAUAGAGAUAUAAAGCCAGACAAUAUUUUAGUAAAGCUUGGAGAUUAAACUGAAAUAAAAAUAAUAGAUUUUGGUGUGUCAAAGUAGUAUUUUAAGAAAAAUAAGAAUGGGAUUAUUAUUCAUGAAAUGUGGACAAGAACUGGUACAAUAUUAUUUUAAGCACCAGAAAUCUUUCUAUGUGGAAUUUAUAAUGAAAAAAGUAAUUAAUUAAAUUUUAAUUUAUAGUCGAUAUUUGGUCAUGUGGAAUCAUUUUGUAUUAAUUAUUAUGUCAUAAAUUUCCAUAUUUGGCUGAUACAAUUAUAGAUACAAUUGAAACAAUUACAAAUCCAAAUUAUAAUCCAUGGAGAUAAUAAGAAUUUUUAGAUCUACAUUAUUUGUAAUAAGAUUUAUUAAAACGUACACUAAGCAAGAAUCCAAAAAAAAGAUUAUCAGCAGAAGAGUUUUUAUUACAUCCAUGGAUUUCAAUGAAAACAAACUAAUAUGAUAAAACAAUGGAUGAUACUGAAAUAUCAAAGAAGAAAUCAAAAUUACGUGAUUUUAAAAUUGCAACUUGUCUCUAAUUAAGUGAUAUUUUUAAUCCUUAUAAGAAUACAAGUCCAUUAUAUUUAAAUCCAAUAUAAAAUGGAAAUACUAUUAAUAACAAUAAUAAUAUGAAUCAUGUGUAUUUUAACUAUAAUAAUAAGAAUGAUUUUAAGAUAAGUGAUUUUAUGAUUCGAAGUAAGUAGAAAUUAAGUGGAAGAAGCAGUUUUUUAUUUGCAAUAGAAAAUUCAUAGGAUAAUUCACCAAGAAUAAAUAUAGAAUAAUAAGAAUUAUAGUUAGAUGAGAAAAGAUCAGAUGAAGUAUUACAAUGUAGAUUAGAGACAAGAUUUUUAGAAUAUGGAUGUCAGAAUAGAAAGUUUUCGAAAUGA
Messenger RNA from Paramecium sonneborni, 1508 nucleotides. Lineage: Eukaryota; Ciliophora; Oligohymenophorea; Peniculida; Parameciidae. The record is from the annotation of a GenBank genome assembly.